Messenger RNA from Stomoxys calcitrans (stable fly), 724 nucleotides. It is a transcript of the gene Cpr49Aa, whose product is annotated as endocuticle structural glycoprotein SgAbd-2. The transcript is spliced from 3 exons. Lineage: Eukaryota; Metazoa; Arthropoda; Insecta; Diptera; Muscidae. Gene Ontology annotation, molecular function: structural constituent of chitin-based larval cuticle. Gene Ontology annotation, cellular component: chitin-based extracellular matrix. Bases 106 to 525 code for a protein of 139 amino acids. The record is from RefSeq and is a predicted model, not a curated record.
GAACAGUUUAACGCUCCAGUGUGCUUCUGUGUGUGUGUGUGUGCUACUUAAGUUAGUGUGAUUUCGCAUAAGUCAGGAUAUAAAUCCCUAGAAAUAGAAACAAACAUGAAGAAUUUAAUAUUCCUGACAUUAGCUUUAUACUUGGCUGUGGCAGUGGCUCGUCCCCAAGAAGUGAUACCGAUUCUUAGGCAGGAGCAAGAAGUAAAUUUCGAUGGUUCCUAUAAGUACGCCUACGAGACAGGCAAUGGCAUAGUUGCCGAAGAGCAGGGUUACCUUAAGAAUCCUGGUAGCAAUGCAGAGGCUCAGGUGGCCGAAGGUUUCUUCUCAUACACAGCUCCAGAUGGCACACCCAUUCGUAUAACCUAUGCCGCGGAUGAGAAUGGCUUUGUUCCACAGGGUGAUCACCUGCCCACACCACCACCAAUUCCAGAGGCUAUACAAAAGGCUUUGGCCUAUUUAGCCACUGCCCCACCUCCACCACAGGAACCCUCACCCGGUGGCCGUAAUACCUAUGGCAGAGGCUAAAUAUUGCUCCAUGCACCAUCCAAUGCUGUAAAUAUGUCCCUCCAAAAAGCCAUUCGUCGUAUGCUGUUAUAAUGUCAUGUACCAUAGAUUUUAUAGAAAUAUCAUUUCGAAUUAUUCGUAUUCCCUAUUAAGUCAUAUAACAAGACAAGACAAUUGUUGAAGUGUUUUUUCUUGAAUUAUUUUAGCCAUGUUAUACUUU